Molecule: messenger RNA, 1563 nt
Organism: Brassicogethes aeneus
Lineage: Eukaryota; Metazoa; Arthropoda; Insecta; Coleoptera; Nitidulidae
Source: the annotation of a GenBank genome assembly
AAAAAUUUCAUGUUUCGUUAUCGUAUAGGUAAACUGAUUAUUUAAGCAUUGAAAUUAAUAGAUAAAGUUCGCUAACAUUUAGGUUAUUAAAAAUUGGUGAAUCAAUCGGCAAACUUGUCUUGUAAUGCGGCAUUUAAACUUUAGACUGCAUUACUGGCCUAUUUUGACAACGGUAUGGGUGAUUAUAACAUAUAUUACUUCAUACGCUUUAGCUGUAACAAAGAAAGAUGUUUCGGCAAUGUUUCCAUAUAUAAGUGAUACAGGGGCAAAGCCUGUAGAAAGCUGUAUUUUUGGUCAAAUGCUUAAUAUGGGAGCCAUGUUUAUGUUUAUUUGUAUGUUUAUUAGACACAAAUAUAUAGAGAUGAUUUUCAAAAAUGAAAAAAACUACUCGCCCAAAAUAUUGUUGAUAAAUAAGUGGUCAUUUUUAUUUGGUCUUCUCGGAUGUUUUGGAAUGACUAUUGUAGCAAACUUUCAAGAAACUGCAAAUCUUACCACUCACUUUUUUGGAGCAUCUUUAACGUUUUUAAUAGGAUCAGUACACUUUAUACUACAGACUUUUAUAUCAUGGAAGACCAACAUAUCAACAUUUACCAAAUAUAUGAGAUUAUUCAUCAGUUCUAUUGUAUUACCGCUUUUUAUAACGACUUUGACCUCAGCCAAUUUAUCGAUGAGAAAAUUUCAUGGAAAAGACAAACUGACGUGGGGUAAGAAUGAUGGGGGUUAUGAAUUGCAUUUAGUUUCUACCUUUACUGAAUGGAUAAUGGCAAUUUCUUUAAACCUUUACGUUUUAACUUAUACAAACGAAUUUAAAAACGUAAAAUAUGAUGGAGUAGGAUUCAGUGCACGUACACGUAAAAGAAGUAUAAAUAUAUAAAAAGAAUACUUAUAGGAAGGACUCCCUAUAUAAAAAUUAAUUAAUCAAGCUCGAAUAUAUGUAUGUACUGAAAACAGUAAGGGUAUUCAUUUAUUAAAAAAUUCAAUUUCGAUUCUCAUACAGUAUAAUCUAGUGAAUUUGCUAUGCACAAUUUCCUUUUACGUGUAUGUGCACGUACACGUAAAAGGAAAUUUUUUAAAUAAUAUUGUUGAGCAAAUUUAAUGUUAUGCAACAAGAAACCAACCCUUACUUUUUGCAAACUAUGAUUAUUAUUGCCUACUCUCUAGCCAGGCCUACGCGAUGGAAUAAAAUUUGGGGAGGGGAGUGUUGGUAAAAGAUAAGAGUAAAAUGAUGGUAUAAAGAUCAUAAUUGUUAGGAUUUCUAAAAAAUUUCAAAACACAACUGUUUCUCCCACUUUGGGUUCAAAUCACAAAUCCUCUCCUGUCUGUGCCCCUGCUGUUGAUGCAAUCAUGCAGCUUGGAUCCAAGCUCGAGCUAUGUUGAGAUUUAUAAAGUAGGUUUGCAGAGUUCUGUAAUAUUUUGAAUAUUUUAAAUUAUUAUAUCCGCAUUUUGUAUAGCUUAAAAAUAUUUUUAAAAGGUGGUCCUACAUGCCCCCAUUACAUUAAUACAUUUAUCUCAUUUGAUUUAUUUUUGAGGGUUGGUACCCUGUUGCAUAACCCCAUUUUUCCU